Messenger RNA from Sphenostylis stenocarpa, 528 nucleotides. The record is from the annotation of a GenBank genome assembly. NCBI's taxonomy places the organism in Eukaryota, Viridiplantae, Streptophyta, Magnoliopsida, Fabales, Fabaceae.
AUGGGUGUUGAGAGUGAUGAGUGGAAAAGUGUUGAAAGAGAGGAAGAGAAGAGAGGAGAGAUGAUGGCUUGCAGGCAAUUGUGGGCUUCAAGAGCUGCCUCUUACCUCAGGAUCUCUGUCUUUCACAGAUCCUUUUCUCAUGUUGUUAAAGAUUUGAAGUAUGCUGAUUCCCAUGAAUGGGUAAAAGUUGAAGGGAAUUCUGCAACAGUUGGCAUCACUGAUCACGCCCAAGAUCAUUUGGGUGAUGUUGUGUAUGUUGAAUUGCCUGAAGUGGGAGCCACCGUGACACAAGGAGAUAGUUUUGGCGCAGUUGAAAGUGUGAAGGCAACCAGUGAUAUUAACUCUCCUGUUUCAGGAAAAGUGAUUGAAGUGAAUGAAGAGCUUAAUAGCUCUCCUGCUUUGGUCAACUCAAGCCCUUAUAAAGAUGGAUGGAUAAUUAAAGUCGAUCUGAGUGACAGUGGUGAACUAAACAACUUGAUGGAUUCAGAAAAGUAUUCCAAGUUCUGUGAAGAAGAAGAUUCACAUUAA